CCAGCAAGCAGGCGGAGGAACCCCCCCCCCGUGCUGCAGCUGGCGGUUGUGAUAUGUGCUCACAGGAAGACUUCCAGGCACAGAGGAGCCAACUGGUGGCACUGUUGGUCUCAGGGUCCUUGGAGGGUUUCGAGAGCAUCUUGGACUGGCUGCUGUCCUGGGAUGUGCUGUCCUGGGAGGACUAUGAGGGCCUCAGCCUGCCUGGCCAACCUCUCUCCCAUUCUGCCAGGCGCCUGCUGGACACAGUCUGUAGCAAGGGUGCUUGGGGCUGUCAGAAGCUCCUUGAAGCUGUGCAGGAGGCUCAGGCCAACAGUCACACCUCUGAACUCCAUGGAUACUGGGACACUGGCUCCCUUCAUCCGACCAGAGACCUGCAGCGUCACCGUCCAGCCAUCGUCCGGAGACUCUACAACCAUGUAGAAGCUGUGCUAGAGCUGGCAAGGGAGGGUGGACUCCUGAGCCAGUAUGAGUGUGAUGAGAUCAGGCUGCCAAUCUUCACAUCAUCCCAGAGGGCAAGAAGGCUGCUUGAUCUCGCCACAGUGAAGGCGAAUGGACUGGCUGCCUUCCUUCUACAGCACAUCAAGGAAUUACCAGCUUCACUGUGCCUGCCUUGUGAGGCUGCUGAGUGUCAGAAGUUCAUAUCUAAGCUGAGGACCAUGGUUUCAGCCCAGUCUCGCUUCCUCAGUACGUAUGAUGGCUCGGAGAAUCUUUGCCUGGAGGAUAUCUACACAGAGAACACCCUGGAGCUGCGGACAGAGGUGGGCAUGGCUGGGACCCUGCGGAAGAGCCCUGCGCUCCUGGGCCUGGAGGAACUCUUUGGUACCCACGGCCACUUGAACAAAGACGCAGACACUGUGCUGGUGGUGGGCGAAGCAGGCAGUGGCAAGAGCACUCUCCUGCAGCGGUUGCACUUGUUGUGGGCAACCGGGCAGAGCUUCCAGGAGUUUCUCUUCGUUUUCCCGUUCAGCUGCCGGCAGCUGCAAUGCAUGGCCAAACCGCUCUCCCUAAGGACGCUGCUCUUUGAGCAUUGUUGUUGGCCUGAUGUCGGUCAGAAUGAUGUCUUCCAAUUCCUCCUUGACCAUCCUGACCGUGUCCUGUUAACCUUCGAUGGCUUGGAUGAGUUCAAGUUCCACUUCACAGACCGGGAGUGUCACUGCUCUCCAAUUGACCCCACGUCGGUGCAGACUCUGCUUUUCAACCUUCUUCAGGGGAACCUGCUGAAGAACGCCUGCAAGGUGCUGACCAGCCGUCCAGAUGCUGUGUCAGCGCUCCUCAGGAAGUUCGUCCGUACAGAGUGCCACCUUAAGGGCUUCUCUGAAGAGGGCAUCAAACUGUACCUGAGAAAGCACCACAGGGAGCCUGGAGUGGCGGACCGCCUCAUCCACCUGCUCCAAGCCACCUCAGCCCUGCAUGGGCUGUGCCACCUCCCUGUCUUCUCAUGGAUGGUGUCCAGAUGCCAUCGGGAGCUGUUGCUGCAGAACAGGGGGUCCCCCACGACCAGCACGGACAUGUACCUCCUGAUCCUACAACAUUUCCUGCUGCACACCUCCCCUCCAGACUCCCACCCCAUCGGACUGGGACCUGGGCUUCUCCAAAGCCGGCUCUCCACCCUCUUGCAUCUCGGCCACCUGGCUCUCCGGGGCCUGGCCAUGAGCUGCUAUGUGUUCUCAGUCCAGCAACUCCAGGCGUCACAGGUUGACUCUGAGGAUAUUUCUCUCGGUUUCCUGGUCCGUGCGCAAAGCGUGGUGCCUGGGAGCAAGGCACCCCUGGAAUUCCUGCACGUUACCUUCCAGUGCUUUUUUGCAGCAUUCUACCUGGCGGUCAGUGCCGACACGUCGGCAGCCUCCCUCAAGCGCCUCUUCAGCUGUGGCCGGCUGGGCAGCUCCCUGCUGGUUAGGCUGCUGCCUAAUCUGUGUAUCCAUGGCUUCAGAGUCAAGAGGCGCAGUGACGAGGCCUUACUGCAGAAGGCUGAGCCACACAACCUGCAGCUCACAGCAGCCUUCGUAGCCGGUCUGCUGUCCCGGGAGCAUCGGGACCUGUUAGCCGCAUGCCAGAUCUCCCAGAGGGUGCUGCUCCAGCGCCACGCGUGUGCCCGCUCAUGUCUGGCCCACAGCCUUCGUGAGCAUUUCCACUCCAUCCCACCUGCUGUGCCUGGAGAGGCCAAGAGCAUGCACGCCAUGCCUGGCUUCAUUUGGCUCAUCCGGAGUCUAUAUGAGAUGCAGGAGGAGCAGUUGGCGCAGGAGGCUGUGCGUCGCUUGGACAUUGGGCACCUGAAGUUGACAUUUUGCAGAGUGGGCCCUGCAGAGUGUGCUGCGCUGGCCUUCGUGCUGCGGCACCUGCAGCGGCCUGUGGCCCUGCAGCUGGACCACAACUCUGUUGGAGAUGUUGGAGUGGAACAGCUGCGGCCCUGCCUUGGUGUCUGCACAGCUCUGUAUUUGCGGAAUAACAAUAUCUCAGAUCAAGGUGCCUGCAGGCUAACUGAGUGUGCGCUUCAGUGUGAGCAGCUGCAGAAGCUAGCCAGUCUCUUCAACAACAAACUCACGGAUGGCUGUGCCUACUCCAUGGCCAAGCUCCUUGUGCACAAGCAUAACUUCUUGUCAUUGAGGCUGGGGAACAAUCACAUCACAGCUGCUGGAGCCCAGGUUCUGGCCCAGGGGCUCAAGAGCAACACAUCCCUGCAGUUCCUGGGGUUCUGGGGUAACAGUGUGGGUGAUGAAGGCACCCAAGCCCUGGCCGAGGCUGUGGCUAACCACCAGAGCUUGAAAUGGCUCAGCCUGGUGGGAAACAACAUUGGCAGGGCGGGUGCCCAAGCCCUAGCACUGAUGCUGGAGAAGAACAAGGCACUAGAGGAACUGUGCCUGGAGGAAAACCAUGUCUGUGACGAAGGGGUGUGUUCUCUCGCAGAAGGACUGAAGAGAAAUUCAACUUUGAAAAUCUUGAAGCUGUCCAACAACGGCAUUACCUUCCUGGGUGCGGAAGCCCUCCUGCAGGCCCUCAACAGGAACAGUACAAUUCUGGAAGUUUGGCUUCGAGGGAACAAGUUCUCCACGGAGGAAAUGGAAACACUCAGCUCUGCUGACACCAGACUCUUGCUGUGACGUCUCAGCUUCUGAUUGGGCCAGGAAGGCUGAAUAAUGUCAGGACAUAUCUCUGUGCUACUCAGGGCUGGAAUUUUUUUUUUCUUUUUUUCUGAGAACACUACAGUCACCUGCGAGCAAAGGCACCCCAAUGCCCUCCAGAAUUGACUUUUCCCAAGGAUGCAUGAUGCCUGGUCUUGGUUGUUAACUGACCUGGUUUUAGAGACACAUGAGAGGAGAGGAUCACGUUUCUGUUUCUCGAAAAGAUCGCUGUGUAGGACAGUAAUUGAGAGGGGAAAGGCCCUCACUGAACGUGGAUGACACAAUCUACCGGGUGCCCCACGGGAGGAAGUUGAAGGAGGAGGCAGAUAGCAUAUACUGGCAUGACUGAGCUCCUCUUCUUCCUGAGUGAGGACAUCUAUGGCUGCCACCAUCCCCAUUGGACGGCAGACUCUAGCUUCUUUGGCCUUUCAACAUGGACCCAUCACCAGCGACGUUUUAGGGAGUUUCCAGGCUUCGAGCCUAAUGGAACUGCUGAGGUGUCCAGCUCCUUCAGCUGGACAGCUACCAGAUUCUCUGUCUCUCCAGAUGGCCAUUGGUGGACCACCCAAUCUGGAUGGUACUCCAAGCAUGGGAUGAACACAAGAGGAUCCCCCGGUCAGUAUGUGGCUGGCCUCUAGCUGAAGUUCCAGGGUUCUGAUGGGGGUCACUGGGACCCAUGAACGUCACCUCAGGGCCUGUUGGUGUGGGGACCUAGACCUCUUCUCUUUUUUGGAGAGGAAUUUUCAGGAAGCAGCUCUUGGCCACAUCCGGACUCAGCUCACCUUCUAAGGCCAUCCUACUCUGGUACCCCCAGUCACCUUGCAUGAGGCCCAACAGGACAUCACCUCAGACAAUCAACAUAAUACCUUACCGUGCUCUCCUUUAUUAGCACAAACAGCAGCCAUUUGGCCUCAGGAUGUUCUAGAUUUACAAGGAAAAUAUGACCAACUCCAGCUGGGAUCACACAUGGACUUUGGUUUUCAGUAACUUCAAUUACUCGAUAGCUGAGCCUUUGGAAUCGGUUCCUCUGUCAGCUGCAGCUUUUUAGAAUUAAUCUGAGCCAGAAUUCCUAAGAACCCCACUAGGCCCCAAGUUGGUGCCUGUGAGCUGAACUCUGACAACAGACUUCUGAAACCUAUUCAUAAAAGACAUCUCCAUUUUAUUUGUGACAGAAUGCUUUAGGACAUAGAGUCAGAAGUUGGAGGUCCUCAGGGGAGAAAACCAGGCUCUGUUUCCUAAGCAAGGUCUCUUGUGUUUUUCAAAAUGCCACCUUUGUGAUUUGUAAAUUACACAAAUUUUACUACCUUCCAUUUCAGUGUGUGUGAAAAAUGGGUUAAUAUUUAUAAACUGCAUUGUCUUAAGUUGGUACUUUUAUGUAAUGUGUGAUCAUGAACUUUCUGCUAUA
Psammomys obesus (fat sand rat) is the source of this 4524-nucleotide messenger RNA. It is a transcript of the gene Nod2, whose product is annotated as nucleotide binding oligomerization domain containing 2. The transcript has 13 exons. Gene Ontology annotation, molecular function: protein binding. Gene Ontology annotation, biological process: defense response to bacterium; response to muramyl dipeptide; positive regulation of canonical NF-kappaB signal transduction. Gene Ontology annotation, cellular component: cytosol. The record is from RefSeq and is a predicted model, not a curated record. The coding region runs from base 54 to 3098 and encodes 1014 amino acids. Lineage: Eukaryota; Metazoa; Chordata; Mammalia; Rodentia; Muridae.